Molecule: messenger RNA, 1490 nt
Organism: Colossoma macropomum (tambaqui)
Lineage: Eukaryota; Metazoa; Chordata; Actinopteri; Characiformes; Serrasalmidae
Gene: mal2
Product: mal, T cell differentiation protein 2
Exons: 4
Coding region: 293-826 (177 amino acids)
Biological process (GO): myelination
Cellular component (GO): membrane
Molecular function (GO): structural constituent of myelin sheath
Source: RefSeq, a predicted model, not a curated record
AUUAACUUGUGGCGACAGAGCUAGGCUGCUGGUUAAAAAACAAAAGGAAAAAAAUAAAAGAAACAAAAGAACACAGAGAAAUCAGACUUUUAGUGAGCAAAAAGUGCAAGUCUAAGAAAGAAAGCAACAAAGACACACCGCAGAUCGCUGCUCUGAGAUGGCGGUUUGUCCUCUACAGUGUUUGACUCUGAAUGGGAGUGGCCGCACACCUGUCAGACCGGUUCGCGACACAUGAAUCCCAGGGACUUCUCCUACACUUUUGUUCUUUGUUAAGCUACUGAACCGCAAAGAGAUGGCAGAAGCAACAAAUCCAGACGCUACCUCUAUCCCAGCGCCGACUAUAUCCUUACCACUUGGGCUGGACAUUCUAAGAACAUACUCGGGUGCUCUGAUUUCCCUGGAAAUUGUUUUCGGGGGGUUAGUAUGGAUCCUAGUGGCAUCAUCUAACGUGCCCGUGCCGUUGCUGCAGGGCUGGGUGAUGUUUGUGUCUGUAACCAUGUUUGUCUGCUCCUCCACAUACCUCGCCCUGUUUCUGCUGGGCUUUGCGGAUAAAAUCAACACUGACUGGAAUUUCAUGGAUAUGAUGUAUCACUUCAUUGCAUUGCUCUUCUAUUUCGCUGCAUUUGUACUUGAGGCUGCCACUACAUCUGCAUAUGCAGGACAAGUGGGAAACACAACUUGCAUAUCCAGGCCAAGUACAAAUAUCAUUACAUUCCUGGAUUUUCGACAAUACAGUAUUAAUGUGGUAGCGACGAUAUUUGCAUUUAUAGUAACUGUUUGCUACGGCUGCAGCAUGUUCAUGGGUUUCAAAAGGUGGAGAAAAUGAUGUAUAGAGAUAGGAAGAGAGAAGCAGAGCAAUAAUUUCCACCAUCACUUCAAGCAUCAGCAGUACUGUCACGGGCAACACAAAGGCUUGAUGACGUUUACACCAUUUCCUAUCCUGUCAUUGUUUUUAUGAUCAGGACCCAAAACAGCCCUUAUUAUUUUUUUAGUGUUAUUAGUAUUUGGUUAUCUGAGAUAAAGACAUGUCUGUAUAUCCUUAAAAUGAGUUUCAACUUACACAAACAGGUAAUCUUGUACUGCAUUUGACUUUAUAAAGUUAGAUGUUCAAUGUUGUCUUUCCUUUGUCAAUAAUACCUUAUUUGAACUCUAAUAUUUAAAUAUUCAAAUAAUUCAAAUAUUCAAAUAUUUUGAAGACAUUUUGUUACGACAGCAAACAUUUUUUUUUUCCACAGCAUUAUGUUUUGUUUUAAAGAAUAUUUGCAACUCAUCAGAUGGGCAUACUAGUAUUAUAUGUUAUUGUAUUUCUCUUGCACCAUAGAGAGAGAGUAAAUCUUUUGGUCUGUCUAGUAUAUUUAGAACGUGUAUUUCCCCUCUUUAAAUCAUGACACUACAUUUAAGUAUUUUUUCCACUUACAUGCUAUAAUCUGUCAUUGAAUGACUCAUUUUGUAUGACCUGAAUAAACAGACAUUUUUCAUCAACCUGCCAA